AAUUUGAAGGUCCGAUUAAUGCUCGCAAAACGAUUACCGACCUGUCAUUUUUACCACCAGCAACCGAUUCUCUAACUUCCAGAGAACUUCCUUAUACGACGCAACGGUUGGGGAACUGAGUGUGUGGGGGGUUGGGGGGCUGCAGAUGGUUUCCUUGUUUGCUGGGAAGAUCCGUGGUUCGAUCAUCAGAAUAAAGACAACGUCCUCAGUGGUUGUAUCAGGAAGAACAUCAGCCAUUAAGAUCUAACAAAUCACAGCGGAGUUAUAUGUAAAUGCUGUAAUCACUACUACACAACUUCAAUAACACGUUUAUUUGAGGGCGCACAUUUGUCACACCCAAGCACUCUUGUCACUUCCGGUAUAACACUGCUCGUUCCGACUGAAAGGAGUGGGAGCGGCCCUCAUGUCACGUUGUGGUUGUAGCAAGAUUCCAGAACAAGGCUAAAACGAUGCAGGAACUUAGACUACUGUACCUCUAAAAUAAAAGCACAGACUUUACGCUAUGAGUUGCGUUUGUGUGACGCAAAAAAGACAAGAUGAAUGUAGCCAGCAACAGACACAAAAAGACAAUUUAAAAAAUAAAGGCAAAAGUUAAACAAAACACAUUUGUGCUGGGAAAUUUACAUAUCUUGUGUUGAAUGUAAGAUAUGUCAAAUUCAAUUUUGCAAUAUUUAUAAAGGAAUAGAGUCUUCAUAGCUCUGAGAUGGGCCUGGGAGGUCGAGUGCUAUGCUAUGCACUACUUUAGUUUUUCAUAAGACUACAUCCUGAUUAACCAUUGCCACUUGAAACGAUAAUCAUAAAUUAAUCAAGAGAUAUAGUUCUGUGAUCUAUUAUUUUGAGUGUUAAUAAUAUGGGCUACAGUGUCUAAUUCUUAUAUUGACCAAAAUAAAAGGAAAGAAGUCGACAAAAUUAUUUUUACAUAAUCUCUAACAGUCCUAUCUUUGAUUACAACAGACAGUGAUGACAUAAUCACCUUAAAUUCAUCUUGUUGUUGGCCGUCAUUUUUGUCCAACUGGUCUAUUAAAAGAGCAUGAUUGUUGGGUGUUGAUUUUAAUUUAAAAGAAAAUCGAAUACAAGCUGACCACGGAGCUGAAAAUCUAGAUGUAAAUGAUUUCAUCAAUCGUCACUUUAUUUUGAAAUGUUCCACUGGAAGUAUAAUGUUUAGAGCAUUUAACUUCACACCUAUUUUGUUGUACAAAACGUAUUGUGCCUCGGGUUUAUACAGCUCCUCCGGCUACUCCUAGGGAGUUGCUCUUAUUUGACAAUUAUAAAUUUUGAGGAUUUAUAGUGAAAUAACAGAACUAUAUAGGCUGGAUACUUUUCAUGCCCAUUUUUUUCAGCUUUGGACUCUGGGAUAGUUCUUGUUUUUGUGUUGGAUGUGGACCGAAUUCAGUAGGGAUCCCAGCAGACAUUCCCCUGUGAUUUGGAAAUGGCAACUGCUCUCAGUAGUCGAUAUCCUGGUGGACGUGGACCAAAUAGAAGUAAGGGGCGAAUUUUAGGCAUCAUUGAUGCCAUCCAGGAUGCAGUGGGGCCACCCAAACAAGCAGUUGCUGACCGGAGGACUGUAGAAAAAACUUGGAAACUCAUGGAUAAAGUUGUGCGGCUCUGCCAAAAUCCCAGACUCCAACUGAAAAACAGUCCACCAUACAUCCUGGAUAUUUUACCUGAUGCCUACCAACACCUGCGGGUCAUACUAGGCAAAUAUGAAGAGAACCAGAUGAUCAUACAGCUUAGUGAGAAUGAUUACUUUAAAAUCUACAUUGAUAGCCUUAUGAAGAAAUCCAAACGAGCUAUCCGGCUCUUCAAAGAGGGAAGAGAGAGGAUGUACGAGGAGCAGUCACAGGACAGGAGGAACCUGACCAAGCUGUCUCUGAUCUUCAGUCAUAUGCUGGCAGAAAUCAAGGCAAUCUUCCCUGGAGGACAAUUCCAAGGAGACACGUUCAGGAUUACCAAAGCUGAUGCUGCUGACUUCUGGAGGAGAUUUUUUGGUGAAAAGUAAGUGUCACCUCAGUAUUAUUUUUGUUGUUGUUUGUUUGUUUUUUGAUAGAUGUGUAUGUUAUUCACUUGUCCAAAUUGGACAUGCACACAAAUAGUUGGGAAUGACAUAUUCCAUUAAAUAAUCAACACCAUCACUUUUAACGUGUAAUGGUAAAUAGUAGUAAAACACCACUACAAAUGUACCAAGCCUAUUCUAGAGCUGGCUAGCUAAAAGUUUGUCAAAUUCCACACUGGUGCUAAAUUUCAAGUUCAAGUUCAAGUUCAAAUUUUAUUUGCCACAUGCAGUGGCAUGUUGCCCUGCAGUGAAAUGAACCCUCCCCCCGACCUUACACACACAACACAGA
Molecule: messenger RNA, 2342 nt
Organism: Haplochromis burtoni (Burton's mouthbrooder)
Lineage: Eukaryota; Metazoa; Chordata; Actinopteri; Cichliformes; Cichlidae
Product: E3 ubiquitin-protein ligase CBL-B-B
Exons: 4
Coding region: 1430-1999 (189 amino acids)
Biological process (GO): cell surface receptor signaling pathway; negative regulation of epidermal growth factor-activated receptor activity
Cellular component (GO): plasma membrane; membrane raft
Molecular function (GO): receptor tyrosine kinase binding; SH3 domain binding; phosphotyrosine residue binding
Source: RefSeq, a predicted model, not a curated record